Messenger RNA from Cyclocybe aegerita, 705 nucleotides. The record is from the annotation of a GenBank genome assembly. NCBI's taxonomy places the organism in Eukaryota, Fungi, Basidiomycota, Agaricomycetes, Agaricales, Hemipholiotaceae.
AUGUCGAGCAACCUUGUAGCGUUCAUUCUUGGAGCUGGUAACCACAUAGGCGCCGCUCUAGCUGCCCACCUUCACAAGAACGGGUAUCGUGUUGCGCUUGGUAGCCGCAACCCGAAGUCGGAUGCCUCUGAGGAUGAAGGCUACUUCCACGUCAAGGUCGACAUUGAGAGCCGAGAGAGUAUUGAAUCGGCCUUCGAGGCAGUUGUUAGCAAGCUGGGGCCUGUUAACGCUGUGAUUUACAAUGCUGCCUCAGUUGCUUUCCCAAAGGAUGAAGCCGAUUUUCUCUCCCUUUCAUCCGAGGAGGUCUACAAGGCUGCGUCACUCGGAGCUGGGACAUUCACUGCCGCCCAGAAAGCGUUGAAGAGCUUCCGUAACGAUGUCCAUCGUGGCCAUCCCAAGGCGUUCAUCGUUACCGGGAACCUUCUCCCUUUCGACCAGUUUAGUCCCUCCAAGUUCUUCACUCUCGGUGCACAGAAGGCCUUUCAAACUCGGUUCAUCGCAACGGCGUCUAGGUCUUAUGAAGCUGAGAAUAUCAAAUUCUAUUUUGCCACUCUAGUUGGCAAAGACGGAGGCCUUCCUGGACCCGACUUCGCCGCGAGCGCUGAAACACACGCCAAGGUGUACUUGGAGCUCAUCAACAACAAGCAGAGCAACUGGGAUCAUCGAUUCACCCUCGAUGGAAAGACCUUUUCGCAGUCUGGCUAA